AUGCCGCAUUCCUUCUUCGGCCGAACGUACAACAACUUAUCGUCCAUCAACGAAUGUAAAAACAGCGGUCGAUGUGUGAUCAACAAGAAGAACAGGACUUCUUGCAAGGCAUGCCGACUUCGCAAGUGCCUCAUGGUGGGGAUGAGCAAGCAAGGUUCUCGAUAUGGCCGUCGGAGUAACUGGUUCAAAAUCCAUUGUCUCCUUCAAGAACAGACAGGCGCCAGCCUGGAACACCCUCCCGUCACGAAGGACCUGAACAAGGACGUGUCGGACUAUUCGAAGGAAUUAAGUAGUCCAGAAUCUCACGCCUCGGAUAACUCCGGAGAAUUUCACUUUUCGAACCGGGUGGGGGGACAUGUUACGCAGCAUUCCCAUUUGGAUUCUCUCCCAUUAUCACCGCCUCUUGGAGUCGUAGCUGCAUCUAUGGGUCAGCCCUUCUUCGAUAGGAAUCUGUUCCCGGGGCUUGGACCGUUGUCUCCAUUGGCGAUCGGGGGUUUACCUCCCUUGAGUUUGCCGUCUUUCCCAGCUCCACCAAGGGUGCUGCUCGGUCCCCUCCCUCCGACGACUAAUCCAGCUUUCUUGAUAGCACGGCGGACCUAUUUGGACGCUGUCCUCGGGCGGCAACGUCUUGGAGGGAUGAGAUUCGAGUCCCACGGACCUGGACCGGAAACAGGACUCUCUCCACCCGAACCGAUCUCCGGACAAGUUCCGGAACAAGAGACUCCCAUCGACCUCACAGUGAGGAAAGGGGGGAUUGGAGGAGGACGAAACAAGUUUGAGGUGAACUGCUCUGCGAAGAGCCCUGGUUCCGCCGAGAAUGAAGAUUGUAGUGAUGGGGCUGGUAGUGCAUCGGAUGUGGAAGAUCCUGACAGUCCCGGCACGGGACGUUCCUCUCCUGCCUCACCCGAAAAUGAUGAUGAGACUCGGCACCGCCGAGAGGAACCUAGCACGCCUUUGGACCUCACUACCCGAAGUGGAUAA
Molecule: messenger RNA, 981 nt
Organism: Darwinula stevensoni
Lineage: Eukaryota; Metazoa; Arthropoda; Ostracoda; Podocopida; Darwinulidae
Source: the annotation of a GenBank genome assembly